AAUGACUGUUUGAAAAUGGAGAAUGAAAACACGAUAGAAGAAAAAGACAAAAAGUUUUUCAUCUGGGGAGAGCUCAAAAUUGAUUAAAGUGCCAAUGAAAGGUAAAGUUGCCCUGAAUGCCAAAGGUGCAAAGAAAAGUAAAAGACAGCCUUCAAAGCAGAAGGCUCAUCAGCAGAUGAGCUCUUCCAGUGGCAAUCAUGGUCAAGUACCGGAUGAGAGCACUUCCAGUGAAACAUCUGAGGAUGAAGGAAGACCUGCAGCAACAACCAGGAGUGAAAGGAACGAGGUCAGCAUACCAAUGGAAGUAACUGAUGGCCCUGGUUUAACUCACUCAUCUGACCCAACUUCAGAGGAUGUCCGGUUGGAAGCUUCAGCCUACAAGGAGACUAUGCUGCUGUUGGAAGAGCUUAGCGUGGUUCAUACGGGUUCUGCUACUUUGUUGAAAAUGCAAAACAUACUUCUUGAAUAUGAACGGAGAAUAGAACGUCAGAAAAAUCGGUAUAAAGCGCUCUCAAGAGAAGUAAGGAAAUUGGAAGAUGAAAGGGAGGAGUCACAGUUCAGAGCGGAGAAGACUCAAGAUUUGAAAUCCGUGUCGGCUCACCAAGAAGCGGAAUGGAAAAGGGGUAUCCAAAGCCUUAGAUCUUCUUUGAAACAAGAAGAAGAAAAGAGGCUCAGAGUAGAAGUGCUGUGUGAGAAAAGGAGAGAAGACCUCCGAAGGAAAGAAGAUCAAUGUUGUAAAGAGAUGGAGGAGAAACAGAAACUUGAGUUACAGUCUAGGAAUUUAGAAAUGGAGUUAAGAACACUGAGAAAGCUCUUGAAACAGGUUGAAGAGGAACGUGAUGAAACACAGAGACAGCGCUCUCAGGAAAAGAGGGCCAGAGCCCUUCAAGAAGGAAUUUUGAACAACCACCUUGGGAGACAAAAGGAACUAGAAGAAGAGACAAGAAGAUCUAUCGGAAAAAAUUCAGAGGAAUCCCGCACUGAUAGAGAAGAGGAUCUGUUGUACAAGAAUCAGUUACUACAAGAUGAGAUUGCUAUGCUAAGGCUAGAACUCACUCAAGUAAGACUUAGGCACCAGGAGGAACAAGGAAAAUAUUUAAAGGAAAAUGAGACCUUGAAAGAAAAAAAUGAAGCUCUCAAAAAGGAACUUAAACUGCACAAGGAAGCAUUAAGACAAAUGUUUUUUCAGUUCAACGUGGAGCUGGACUUAUUCAAGAACUUGAACUUCAUUUGUCAUCAGAAAGCAAUGCUGAACGAAGAUUUCCCAGAGAACGUGAUGAAUGCCUUUGCUUGCAAGUCGAGCUCCAUCGUGACCUCUCUGACGUGCAAGAAACCAACAAGAGCUUGUCUCUGCAGCUGUGUAAAGCUAAAAGCAAAGCUAAUAGGCUAG
This is a messenger RNA of Falco peregrinus (peregrine falcon), 1390 nucleotides long. Its product is annotated as ankyrin repeat domain-containing protein 26-like. Lineage: Eukaryota; Metazoa; Chordata; Aves; Falconiformes; Falconidae. The record is from RefSeq and is a predicted model, not a curated record. The transcript is spliced from 9 exons. The coding region runs from base 95 to 1390 and encodes 431 amino acids.